CUUUAUAACCCCUCUCUGCCUUAACUUGAAAACAUCCUUCCUUUCAACUUUGAUAUCUCUCACACAAAUGUCUCAAAUAAUAAUAAAAUCUCCAAAACACUGUGCAACAAAACAAGUACUAAGAAUAGAAAGAAACUACAAAAAAAUCUUCUUUGCUUUCUCAGCAUUAUUCACAACAAUUCUAUUGUUCAUACUUGUCAUCUACUUCAUCCUCCGACCCACCAAGCCUCAAUUCUCACUCAAAGAAGUUGACAUCUAUCAACUUAACUUCUCAGGACCAAUCCUCAACUCUUCAAUUCAACUAACUCUUCUCUCCAAGAAUCCAAACCAAAAAGUUAGCAUUUACUACGAUGAGCUUCUAGUUUAUGCAACUUACAAAACUCAACAAAUAACAAGUCACUCAUUUUUGCCACCCUUUUACCAAGGACAACAAGAGACUAAUCUUUUAUCAGCUUCUUUGGUUGGUAAUGGUUUACCUGUUGCUCCUUUAAUUGUUUAUGAAAUGGGUCAUGAUCAAAUUGAUGGAAGAUUGGUUUUGAAUCUUAAAGGUAAUGGAAAGCUUCGUUGGAAAAUUGGAACUUGGGUUUCUGGUCGUUACAGGUUUAAUGUUAAUUGUGUUUCUAUUGUGGCUUUUGGAAUUGGAAUUGGACCUUCAAAGAUGACUGCUCAGUGUUCUACCACAAUUUAAAUCUUCAUAUUUAUAUCAUAUCAUAUUAUAGUUGUUCAUGUUGAUAUUGGUUGGCUUUUGUAUUGAAACUUAUUUUGCAGCCACUAUGUGAUUUGUAAAUGGAUAUGAUAUUAUAUAGAUCAAAAGUUACUUACAUACAACUUGUGACUGAAAAUUAAAAAUAAUGUGUAUUAGAUUAUUUGAUUAA
Molecule: messenger RNA, 875 nt
Organism: Cicer arietinum (chickpea)
Lineage: Eukaryota; Viridiplantae; Streptophyta; Magnoliopsida; Fabales; Fabaceae
Product: NDR1/HIN1-like protein 26
Biological process (GO): defense response to other organism
Cellular component (GO): plasma membrane; plasmodesma
Source: RefSeq, a predicted model, not a curated record